Triplophysa rosa is the source of this 1095-nucleotide messenger RNA. Its product is annotated as probable G-protein coupled receptor 139. Gene Ontology annotation, cellular component: membrane. The transcript has 2 exons. The record is from RefSeq and is a predicted model, not a curated record. Gene Ontology annotation, molecular function: G protein-coupled receptor activity. Lineage: Eukaryota; Metazoa; Chordata; Actinopteri; Cypriniformes; Nemacheilidae. Gene Ontology annotation, biological process: G protein-coupled receptor signaling pathway. Bases 1 to 1095 code for a protein of 364 amino acids.
AUGGAUGGGGGAAACAUCUUUAUUGCUAUCCAGAAGGUUUACUACCCUCUGUUGUGCAUCACGGGAAUUCCAGCCAACCUCUUCACUUUCUAUAUGAUCUGCUUUCGGAAAUGCGGCAUGUCUGAGACAGCAACCAUUUACCUGAGUUGCCUUGCUUUGACGGACACCUCUUACUUGGUAUGGGUAAUCCUUCUAGACCUUUGCCUUGUUUUCCUACAAGUGGAGCCCUUCUGGAACUCUCAGCCGUGGUGUGGCAUAAUGGGCUUCCUGCAGUACGGUGCCCUUUACAGCUCAAGCUGGAUAGUUGUGAUGUUCACCAUUGAGCGCUAUUUGGUUCUGAGCAUCACAAUAGGAAAACAACGGUUCCAUCAGGCACGUGCCGCUCUGUUCAUCUGCGUGACUAUUGUGCUGCUGUCUCACAUGGCAUCCGUGCCCAUGAGCUGGAUCAACACUGUCACUCCAGUUAACAUCACGGCUGAUGGACAGAACAUCACUGCAUUACGCUGUCACUAUAGGGAAGCGACGUUUACCACAGUUCUGGUCUGGGUCACCAGUUUUCUCUCAGGUGGACUUCCAAUCGUUCUUGUCCUCAUUUUCAACUCACUCAUUGCUUAUCACUUGAACGGUUCAAGUCGCUUGUUCACCAAGGAGGAGUGGAGGGCAAUCAGGGGGACGAACAAGCGGGGUGUAGUCCGACGCACAAUCAUUUUACUUGGGACGGUCUCGGUAUCAUUUGUGAUUCUGAGCCUUCCUCGAUUUGUUACAUAUUGCAUCCUCCGUACUCAAUACAACUACAAAGAGUUUGACCGUAACGACUACAGCAUCCCCAUAAACGUUAUUAGCGACGUGGCUAACAUGUUGCACAAUUUAAACUCAACCACCAACUUUCUGCUCUACUGUGUGGUCAGCAGGAGCUUUAGGCAGGAGCUUGUAAACACCGUGACCUGCGAGGCUAAAAACAAAGAGACGGGCUCAUUCUUACACCAGACAACUAAGACGAUGAAAGUGUUCUCAGUUGUUGACCACAAAGAGACCCUGAUAAUAGAUCCGGUUCAUGCUGUCCUUACCAAACUAAAGAGAACCGAGGGCAAUUGA